UAUCAUAUUAAUAUUGAUAUCUCACAAACCAACUCCUCCAGAUUUUCUGAAAAAACAAAAAAUAAUAAAAAUUCCUCCAAAUCCUCCUUAAAUAAAAACAAUUUAUUAAAAAUCUUAUGGAUUAUUCAUCAUCAGAUGAUGAAGGAGAAGAAUACUUAUUCAAAGUCGUAAUUAUUGGGGAUUCGGCCGUUGGGAAAUCGAAUUUGUUAACUAGAUAUGCUAGGAAUGAAUUCAACCCACAUUCUAAGGCUACUAUUGGAGUUGAAUUCCAAACUCAAACCAUGGAAAUUGAUGGCAAAGAAGUUAAGGCUCAAAUAUGGGAUACUGCUGGUCAAGAACGAUUUCGGGCUGUUACUUCUGCUUAUUAUCGUGGUGCUGUUGGUGCUCUUGUUGUUUAUGAUAUAUCGCGUAGCACUACUUUUGAAAGUGUUACGCGAUGGCUUGAAGAACUUAAAACUCAUUCGGAUACAACAGUGGCAAGGAUGUUGGUAGGAAACAAAUGCGAUUUGGAGAAUAUAAGAGCUGUCAGUGUUGAUGAUGGCAAGAACCUAGCAGAGAAAGAAGGAUUGUUCUUUAUGGAAACAUCUGCACUAGAUUCUACCAACGUUAAAACGGCUUUUGAGAUGGUCAUUCGGGAGAUCUACAACAAUGUCAGUCGUAAAGUUUUGAAUUCUGAUUCGUAUAAAGCAGAGUUAUCAUUGAACAGGGUAACCCUUCCAAAUGAUGGAUCUAAUGAAUCAAAGCAAAAUCAAAGCAGAAGCUCUUGCUGUUCUUAAAUCUCGAGUAGUCAAGAGUUCAAGACCAGGCUGCCAAGAUGAGUUCUAUCACAGUUUGCAUCUCUAUACGCCAAUUAUGAUUCCACAUUUUUUUUCUAUACUUGUUUUUCCAGAUAGUGUUUUUUCUUUUUGCGUGAUACAAUAGCAAAAUCUUUAAAAUAUACAGUAAACAAUAUCUUUCGAGCAAAA
Molecule: messenger RNA, 965 nt
Organism: Erigeron canadensis
Lineage: Eukaryota; Viridiplantae; Streptophyta; Magnoliopsida; Asterales; Asteraceae
Product: ras-related protein RABA5c-like
Exons: 2
Coding region: 117-776 (219 amino acids)
Cellular component (GO): endosome
Molecular function (GO): GTP binding; GTPase activity
Source: RefSeq, a predicted model, not a curated record